AUGGUGGUAUUUGAGGAGGCAUAUGGAUUCAAGUCUGGACUAGUUGGACUAACAUAUUUCAGCUUGGGCGUCGACUCUAUGGUCGGCCUGGUAUUCUUUGGAUACCUCUCAGAUCAUAUGAUGAAGAAUUCAACCGCAGAAGUCAAUGCUCUCGCUGCUGAAGCCUGUCAAGAGCCGCCUGUAAUCGUACCCAUCCUCUCCACCACUCUUGUUGGUGUUAGUAACAUAUUUGUAUACAUGUGCAUUAACCUUCACCUAGUGGGUACAUUCAUAAUCUUUGCUGCAAGUGCUUUAUCUGCGAACCCAAUUUUCAGGAGUGUAAGGGGAGCGGUACUCUCUCUUUGCGGACGAUAG
Molecule: messenger RNA, 354 nt
Organism: Botrytis fragariae
Lineage: Eukaryota; Fungi; Ascomycota; Leotiomycetes; Helotiales; Sclerotiniaceae
Product: putative bicyclomycin resistance protein
Exons: 2
Coding region: 1-354 (117 amino acids)
Source: RefSeq, a predicted model, not a curated record